This is a messenger RNA of Etheostoma cragini (Arkansas darter), 4412 nucleotides long. Its product is annotated as constitutive coactivator of PPAR-gamma-like protein 1 homolog. The coding region runs from base 264 to 3245 and encodes 993 amino acids. The record is from RefSeq and is a predicted model, not a curated record. Gene Ontology annotation, cellular component: nucleus. The transcript has 17 exons. NCBI's taxonomy places the organism in Eukaryota, Metazoa, Chordata, Actinopteri, Perciformes, Percidae.
UUUCACUCCGGUGUCCGGACCGGACAGACGCCUUGGCCCAGUGAUUCAACACAUGGCGGCAGGCUAGCCGCCAUGAACCAAGAAAGCGACCACCACCAAACACUCACGAUGCUUUAAAAUAACAGCCUUACUUCAUUUCUUUCGAAAUUAAUAUUCUACCUCGUGCCAUAUUCAGAGCUACCAGCUUGCUGUCGAUCCCUGUCAGGGGGAGAGGUGCAUUGCAACCCACUUCGGUUUAAUAUCGCUGUCAAGUGAGUCUCAAUAUGGGUGUUCUGGGUUUCCAAGAAUACAUUGAAAAACAUUGCCCCAGCGCUGUGGUGCCGGUUGAGCUCCAGAAGCUUGCCCGGGGAAGUAUGGUUGGAGGUGGCCGGCAGAGAUCAACUCAGAGUCCACUGAGACUGCUAGUGGACGCCGAGAACUGCCUCCACCGGCUCUACGGAGGCUUCUACACCGACUGGGUAAGCGGAGGACAGUGGAACCACAUGCUGGUCUACCUGGCUGCACUCUCCAAGGCCUGCUUCAACGGCAACAUAAAGCUCAUGGUGUGCUUCAAUGGCGCCCUGGAGAAAGGCCGUCUUCACGAGUGGGUCAAGCGGCAGGUGAACGAGAGGCAGACCGCCCAGCAGAUAAUCAGCCACGUCCAGAACAAGGGCACUCCACCGCCCAAAGUCUGGUUCCUUCCUCCCGUGUGCAUGGCCCACUGCAUCCGACUGGCGCUCCUCAGGUUCCACGUCGGGGUUGUCCAGAGCAUCGAGGACCACCACCUGGAAGUGAUAGCCUUAUGCAGGGAGAACGGCUUCCACGGCCUGGUGGCCUACGACUCUGACUACGCUCUGUGCAACAUCCCAUACUACUUCAGCGCCCACGCCCUCAAACUGAGCCGCAACGGCAAAAGCCUCACCACCAGCCAGUACCUGAUGCAUGAAGUGGCUCGGCAGCUCCAUCUCAACCCAAAUCGAUUUGUCAUUUUUGCGUCACUUUUAGGAAAUCACAUACUGCCUGAUGAAGACUUGGCUGCCUUUCACUGGAGCUUACUUGGUCCACAGCAUCCAUUAGCAUCUUUAAAGGUGCGUGCCCACCAGCUUGUGCUCCCACCCUGUGAUGUCGUAAUCAAGGCUGUGGCCGACUACGUCUGCAACAUCCCAGACAUCGCCGACCUGGAGGCUGUUGCCAAGGACAUCUUCAAGCACUCACAGACAUGCACUGAUGACAAGGAAAUCCUCUUCAAGAAGGCAGUGGAGUACUACUCAGUGGCCAGCCAGCCCUAUCAUUUCCCACGACAGUCAGUAAGACCAACACCAAUGGGAGUGGGUUCUGCAGUGCCGUUUCCAAAAGCGCUCCAUAUUCCACAGGUGCUGCCUGUAAAACAGGAGGUCCAGCUCUCAUACCCCGGGCCUCUGGUGGAGUGCGGCCUGGAGAAGAGCAGCUUCAGCAACAUUCCUAAUGAGGCAGAGCACACGCCGCUGUAUGAGAGGUCCUCUUCCAUCAACCCCGAACACACACAGGCUGCUCUCUGCAACGCUGAGGAUGAAGAGAACUCUGGCACAACUUCCAAUCAUGUGAGUGAGCAUCAGGGAGGAUCAUGGGAGAAAAACGUACAUACUCCACAUUCUGAAAACACACCAGUGGAAGACCUAGGGGACCAAACAAAAGCUGAGCUGUGUGGGAGCAUCCCUUGCCUGCUCUCUAUGCCCACCAGGAAGCACAUGGACAUCACUAUCCCACCGCUGCCCACCGUGGCCCCCGAGGUCCUGCGGGUGGCCGAGCACAGACACAAGAAGGGCCUAAUGUACCCGUACAUCUACCAUGCUCUCACCAAGGGCGAGAUAAAGCUGUCUGUCACCAUUGAAGAUGAAGCCAACAAAGAGCUGCCUGCAGCAGUGCAACUGUUUCGGCCAAUCCGACAAUACGUUUACGGCGUGCUCUUCAGCCUGUCAGAUGCCAGGAAGAAGGCUGAGAGACUCGCCAUGAGGAAGAACUGCCUCCCUGAACAUACACAUGUCAUGGUCAAAGAGUGGGCCGCCUACAAAGGCAAGACUCCCCACACUCCAGAGCUGGUGGAGGCUUUGCCCUUCAGGGAGUGGACCUGUCCCAACCUGAAGAAGCUGUGGCUGGGGAAGGCCGUGGAGGACAAGAACCGCAGGAUGAGAGCCUUCCUGGCCUGCAUGCGCUCGGACACUCCAGCCAUGCUUGACCCUGGCAGUGUCCCUACACCCCUCCUGGUCCUUUGCUGUGUGCUGCGGUUUAUGUUACAUUGGCCAGGAGUAAGAAUUUUGCGUCGUAAUGAACUUGACGCUUUCCUAGCCCAAGCACUUUCUCCUAAACUUUAUGAGCCUGACCAGCUGCAGGAACUGAAGAUGGACAACCUGGACCCUCGCGGAGUCCAGUUGGCUGCUCUGUUUAUGAGCGGCGUGGACAUGGCUCUGUUUGCCAACGACGCGUGUGGGCAGCCAAUCCCCUGGGAGCACUGCUGUCCCUGGAUGUACUUUGACGGAAAGCUGCUUCAGAGUAAACUCAUCAGGGCCAACAGGGAGAAGGCCCGGCUUAUUGACCUCUGUGAUGGUCAGGCUGAGCUGGUGGCCAAGGUGGAGGUGAUGCGUCGGAGCAUCCUGGAAGGUCUCAACUUCCCUCGGCCGCCCCUUCCUCCUCCGUUUCCCCCCGCUCCACCCCCUCAUGGGAUGCCUUUCUACCCCCUGACUGGCUCGUACUACCCCCCACCCCCUAUGAUGCCUCCUGGGCGAGGCAGAGGGAUGCCUGGACUGCAGCGAAUGUCGUCCCAGGGUGGGAAGCUGGAGAUAGCUGGCACCGUGGUGGGCCAGUGGGCAGGAACCCGACGCGGCCGAGGGAGAGGAGGCUUCCUUGCUCAGGUGGUGUCUGUGGGUGGACCAGAUAGAGGCCGUCCCAGAGGUGUGAUUUCCACGCCCGUCACUAGGACGUUUGGUCAGGGUGGCAGGUACCACGCUCGAGCCUUCAAGAGUCAGCUAGCCUAUCUGAGUAAGCCUGCUCACAAGUCUGGACAUGGUGCAGUUAAGGAGAGAAAGAAGCCCAAUGCAGAGGAGAGGAAAUCCAGUGCACCGCGCGACGGCUCCACCACGGAGAACAAGGAGCCCGAGCGGCUGAAUGGAGCCGAGGAGGAACACAGGGCUCUCAUCCAGCCUGAAAGUGCCUUUAGCAGUGACUCCAAGACGUACAAUUUUAAUUCUCACUUAAAUGCACUACAUGUAGACAGUGGCUGCCAUAGAUAGAUGAACGUCUGGAGGCGCUGUCUUAGAAAAAAAGAGUGAGCCUAUUUUUCUAAAUUGGGUCAAGGAUGAAAGAUGGAACAGGGUUAAGAUAUCUGGAAACUUGAGUCUACAGUCAAUGCACAUUUCUCCUAUGAGCUAGAGGAAAGAGAUGAAAUGUGAAUUCCUCUCAGUAAACACCAGAUGUUAGUUUAGGGGUGUUCACGCCCUCGCCACGAUUUCUACAUGUCUAUAAGCACGAGACUUUUCUUUCAUUAGAACAUUAAAGCUCCAACAAGCUUUCAUCUGGUAAUAUUUUAGUUCUUAUGGUUGAUGCAUCACCGUUGGUUUUUUUUUUUUGUUUGUUAACUGCUAAAUGAAAACCCAAAACAUAUAUUGAUGGGAAACUGUGCAACACAAUGACGCCAUAGUCACCACUUUGGGUACCAGAUGGUAUUGAAGCAACUCUGUCCAUGCCAUUUCAUUAAGCUGUAAGGGACAUGUUCUCUCUCGCCUUGGUUUCUGGAGUCAGAUGAGCAGCUGUAGUAUUACAGUUUAAACAAAAACCUUGUGCAUGGUUCCCAGUUUCAGAGGUGUGUAGUUAUUAUGCAUGUUUCUUCAAUCUUUUACACGUCCUGUGGCCUUUAAUGACAAACUGCUGAUAUCAGUGAUGGCCCCCUAAAACGGGUUAACAGUUAGUAGAACAUUUGUUCUGACCCAGAUUCUUUUGGAGACCUCUGUUGAAUUAGUAUAUCCACAAACUAUUGUUCUCUGUUGCUGUUUUCUUCGUUAAUCACAUAUCUAAAAGAAAUCACAUAAAAAGCUUGGAUGGAAAUCCCCUCUUUGUAGCUGAAAGCACCUUGCUCCACUUAGCGUUCAUUCAUUGCUUUAGCUGUCAGCCAGUCAUGAAUUGUAAGAUUGUUUUCACACUCAUACUAUUACACUACAAGCAUCUUUUAAUAUUUGACUCCAUUCUCCUUUUCAGCUUUUCAUAUUUAAGUAAUGAUCAGUCCCUGCCUGAGCUGCAUAUAUAGCUUACCUUUUUAUGAGAGCUGAUCAUUUUCUUCCCAACUCGUGGAUUGUAAAAGAAUGAACUGCCAUUGGCUUUGAUUGAAUAUUAAUGGAUUGUGGCAUGGUGUAUUUGAAGGCUACUUGGCUACAAUGCUUAAUAAAACUAUAUUCUUUUAGUAC